GACAGCAGGUGGAAGCGUUUCCUUAGUGUGGUUCUCAAUGGAUACAGUGAAGGGCUUGGGUGGCCUCCACAGAGGAAGGGCUUUGACAACAGGGUCAGUAUUGUCACUGCUGAAGGUACUCUUGCUGCUGCUGCCCUCCCCAUUGCCAGCCAGUGCUGGAAAUAAAGAGAAAAAACAUAACAAUACAUUAGUCAUAGGCAUGAGAUUGGAGAGCACGGACAAACCAGUGGCCAAUGCCAUGAAAAAUGGCAUCAUACAAGUAGUGGAGGGAAGCAACAUCCAGCUCAAGAUCUUUGGGCAGGACUUCAAUGUGCAGACCUGGGAAGUAGUCUACUUUGCUGAGGUUCCUGAAUUCCAUAAUGCCUCCUGCAAUAAAAUGAGCAGUGACUUGGUGGUAAAGUCAUCCAUUGAUGCCAUACAGGAGGCUUCUGUGGUGCUGAAUGUGGCAGUUGAGACCCUGAGGAAGCCAGCCAAAUUCAAAACCUAUAUGAUGUGUCUUGAUCUCCCUGAGCCACAGCCAUGGAAGUUCACUAACAAGGAUUUAUUCAUCCAAGUGCUUAAGGAAGAGAAACCGCUCCUGCCUCAUUGGUUACUAAUCUGCUCAAUCUUUGUCCUCGUAGGGCUUUCGGGCAUGUUCAGUGGCCUCAACCUGGGCCUGAUGUCAUUGAAUCCCAUGGAGCUGCGCAUUGUGCAAAAGUGUGGCACAGCCAAGGAGAGGAAAUAUGCCACCAGGAUUGAACCCAUCCGCAGGAAAGGCAAUUACUUGCUGUGCUCUUUACUGCUCAGCAACAUUUUAGUCAACAACUGUCUCACCAUGUUGUUUGACACCAUCAUUGGCAAAAACAUCCUGGCCAUCCUAGCCUCUACCGUUUGCAUUGUCCUCCUUGGAGAGAUUCUCCCCCAGUCCAUCUGCUCUCGUCAUGGCUUGGCUGUGGGGGCCAACACCGUUGGGAUCAUGAGGUUUGUCAUGAUUGUGACAUUUCCACUCUCUUACCCUAUCAGCAGAUUCCUGGACUUUUUGCUUGGCAAAGAAAUGGGCACCAUCUACAAUCGAGAAAAGCUGAUGGAGAUGCUGAAGCUGACAGCAUCUAACGACCUGAUGAAGGAGGAGUUGAACAUUAUCCAGGGGGCUCUGGAGCUGAGGAACAAAACAGUGGAGCAUGUCAUGACUCCAUUACAGGACUGCUUCAUGAUCAACAGCAAUGCCGUCCUGGAUUUCAACACAAUGACUGAGAUCAUGGAGAGCGGCUACACUCGCAUCCCCAUUUAUGAUCAGGAUAGGUCCAAUAUUGUGGAUAUGUUAUAUGUCAAGGAUCUGGCAUUCGUUGACCCUGAUAUCAGCACCCCUCUCAAGACUAUCACAAAGUUUUAUAACCACCCAAUCCAUUAUGUCUCCCACAGUACCAAAUUGGAUGAAGUGCUUGGAGAAUUCAAAAAAGGUAAAUCUCACCUGGCCAUUGUCCAGAAGCAGAAGGAAGAUGACAAUGAAUCCAUCCAUGAUGUGAUGGGUGUGGUGACCCUGGAGGAUGUGAUUGAGCAAAUCAUCAAUUCGGAGAUCAUGGAUGAAUCCAAUCUCUACGCUGAAAGUUGCACCAGAAAACGAAUCGUCUACUCAAGGAAAUGGGAUUUCUCUGCCUUUAAGGACAGUGACAGUGAUGUCAAAGCAAAGAUCAGCCCUCAGCAACUACUGGCUGCAGUCCGCUUUCUCUCCACAGAGGUGGUACAAUUCUCCCCAGUCCUCAUUUCCGAGAAGUAUCUGCUGCGUCUCCUUAAGCACCGUGAUGUCAUCUGCGAGCUGAAGCUCAGCGAAGAGAACAAGAAUGUCCCUCCCCGUCUCUAUUUGUACCAAAAGAAUAAGCCGGCCAAUUACUUCAUUCUCAUCUUGCAGGGGAAGGUGGAGAUAGUAGCUGGCAAAGAAAACAUUAAGUCUGAGAAUGGGCCUUUCUCUUACUUUGGGGCAAUGGCCCUGAGCUCAUCUCUUGUGGCAGAAUCCAGCUCCAUGGGUCACCUGAGCAAUAUCAGUCCCCAGACUUCAAUUAGCCACCAGGACCAUCAGGAUCACAUGACACGAACCUUCAGAAGUAGUAUAACCAACAACUUUGUCCUCCCUAGCCCCAGCAAUUUCCAGUACAUGCCGGACUUCAGUGUCUGUGCCCUCACUGACCUACUCUAUGUGAAGAUCACUCGGGAACAAUACCAGAAUUGUAUGUUGGCCUCACUAACAGAAAGCAACUCUGCAGCAGAGAAUCGAUUUCGAGAUCAAGUUGAGACCAUCUCUGAACCUGAGCCUCUCUAAACCCAGCCUCUUUAGUGGCCUGUCCUAGUCUGUCCCAGGGCUCAGCCAGCUCCUCCCCAAGACAAGAAUGAAGGGAAAUUUGCGUCAAAGUGAGAAUAGCUCUGUGAUUAGAACAGACCACGUGGACCAGAUUCCAAAACAUAUGCCUGCUUCUCCCAGUAGUGUGAGCAGUAACAGAUUUUACUUUGCUGUCCUUUAUUUCCUUAAGAUGAUCAAUAGUCAGCACCAUGAUAAGAAACACAAGACUGUGUUUGUUUUGCCUCCUCUUCAUCCCCACUACAUCUCUGUUUUUGUGUCUUUCCAGAUAGGAAUCAACUGCAGGAUGCUCAAAGUGUUCACACAGGUUCCCAGCACUAUCUUACUCCCUACAGACAUGUGUCAGCAAACUUCUGUAUAACUUCCUGGCACAAUAUCAUCCUUCGUAAAUAUUAACUUCAAAUGACUUAUUUAAUGCAUAAAAAGACAUUAAAAUAACUUACAAAUUAUUCUGUAACCAAGCAAACAUUUCAGUCUAAUACAUCAUCCUUAGUGCUCUAUUUAGCAUGCAUGCUGAAUUUAGCAUGCAUGCUGAAGGCACUUAAAAACAGAAGCUGAGAACCGAAAGUAGCAAACCAAUAAUAAAUAACCCAUGAGGGAGGAGAGGGCAGAGCUUUUGCAGAUAUAAUAUUAACUCUUCCAGUGGCCAAUGGUUCUCAUGGCUUCUUCCAUCUCAUCUCAUCCUUAACAUUAAUAUUAGGUCUCAAUUGUUCUAUGAACAUUGCCUCCCUGAUUAUUAAAUUCCCUUCAACAGCUAAUAGUGCUACUUUUGUUUUGGUCACUCUGAUCCCUCCAUUCACAACAAUUAUAAUACAACUGUAUGUCUUUGGAGCAGUGCAAUGCAUAUUUAAAAGGAUAACAAUGCAUCUUUGUAAAUAUGCCAAGCAUGGGGCAUCACACAAUUUUUGCAGCUCUUCUUGCAGGCCAGCUCUUGCAUUCUGAGAAGAACCCACCCUUUUAGUUACUACUUUUGUGGUGAGAGAUUGUUCUUGGAAUGUAAGAUGGUGGCACUGCAAGAAUCAUACAAAGUGCCUGCUUGGCAUGUACAGAGAACAAGACUGGAUUACGAUGGAGUGUGGAAGCAUGCAGCAGCAUGUGUACACGGUAUAAGAUAAAGAGCUUGGAACUUGGCUUGCACAAAAGUUUGAAUAUCUUGCAACUUAUCGCUAUCUGGAAAGACCCUUCGUUAUUACUGGCUCAGGGUACAGUCAAAGGGUACAGGAUACAGGGUACAGGAAGUUCUGCUCCAUUGAAAUGAAUGGGAGCUGAAAGCCCAAUGGCCAUCCAUUUACUGCACAAGCAGACCUGCUCAUUUCAGUGGAGAUUACACAGGAGAACAUUCCAAAAGAUUGGACCCACAGGAGAGAGUAAAAACAUCCACUUGCUAUUUUAAAAUGCUUCAAAUUUGACUUGUGGUUGAUAAGUAUGUUCACUAGAUUUCUUGUGCUUUCUUUCCUGUUUUGUUUUAUUUUUUGCAAAAUACAAAUGCAAUACAAAAAUCAUAGAAAAAAAUAAUAAAAUGUAAAAAAUAAAUAUUUUGAAUAAAUUCUUUAUUUUUAAAAAUUUACCUCCAGCCUCACCUCUUCUCUGGCUGGGUCUAGGACAACUCUUUGCGGCAAACUCUCUGCAGCCAACUCACUGUGAGACACCUCAACACGGCCGACUCACUGCAGGGACAACUCAGUGCGAAUCUUCGACAAACACUUCAAAGCAGCUUCCUGUUCUCCAACAAACCCGAUAGUGUCCUGCACUUCAAAGCAGUUCCCUGCUCUCUCAAUAGGGAUGGGAAGUGGGCGAAGGAGGCGAAGAGCAGCCCACUUCUGCCAGCAACCCGCAGACACGCAAUUAUUACUUUAUUCGAAUUAGAGUUUAAUAGAAUGUCUCCUCCUACCUCUGGGGUACAAUACAUCAGAAGGCAGCUCACAAAAAGGUAAACAAACCCAUAAACAGUUACAUGAAAAUAUUUGGUCCAACAUGCUAAAACACAAAUGAUAAAAAUCAAGUUAAACUUAACACGGGGGACUAAAAACAAAGUAAAUUAAAAGUCUAAUGACAUUUUCGUUAAGCUAUUUGAUAAUUGUGAGCUAUGGCACGCAAGUAUUCUAUGCGCCUUCUAUUGCCGUAAUUGGACACAAUCUUUGAAAGAUGCUCAUCUGUUUUGAGACAUUUCUUCAUCUUGACUGGAGGACUGUGGCCUGAAAUGAACUGUUCGUAACAGUUGAAGAUUUGUAUUGAGUUGUCCCUGCAGUGAGUUAGCUGUGUUGAGGUGUCCCACAGUGAGUUGGCUGCAGAGAGUUGGCUGCAGAGAGUUGUCCCAUUCCCCCUCUGGCUAGGCUGGAGGCAAGGCAAAGUUGGAGGUUGGAGGUGAAGUGAGGUGAGGUGAGGGUGGAGGGGAGCAACAGUCCCAUCUCCCAACUGAAUUCUUUUUUUGUGCGUUGUUUUUUGUUUUUUUACAAAAUACAAAUUCAAUACACAUAUGUAUAUGUAUGUAGCUAGAUAGAUAGACAGAUAUAGAUAUAUAGAUAGAUAAUCAAAUGUAAAAAAUAAAUAUUUUGAAUCAA
Hemicordylus capensis (graceful crag lizard) is the source of this 4893-nucleotide messenger RNA. RefSeq names its product metal transporter CNNM4-like. Gene Ontology annotation, cellular component: plasma membrane. The record is from RefSeq and is a predicted model, not a curated record. The coding region runs from base 38 to 2296 and encodes 752 amino acids. The transcript has 7 exons. Gene Ontology annotation, biological process: magnesium ion homeostasis; magnesium ion transport. Lineage: Eukaryota; Metazoa; Chordata; Lepidosauria; Squamata; Cordylidae. Gene Ontology annotation, molecular function: sodium ion transmembrane transporter activity; magnesium ion transmembrane transporter activity.